UCUCGGAAUCUUGUCGCAUUCGCGUCAGAAAGGUUUCGUGACUUGUACGCGUCGGUUGUGUUUCUGAAAGCGGAUAUUUUCAGUCAGCUCGUUUUAUUUCAUUUUAGUCUUUAAGAACGAAUUUAUGCAUAAUAAAAAAUAUAAAAAUAAAAGUUGGAAAAUAUACAAAAAUUUAAAUAUUGACGAAAAAUGUCCAAAACAGAAGCAGCAACAUCAGUUUUAGUGUUUUUUGUAAACGGCAAAAAGGUGACCGAUUGCAAUCCCGAUCCGGAAUGUACACUGCUCACCUAUCUGCGGGACAACUUGCGUCUAUGUGGCACUAAGCUUGGUUGCGGCGAGGGAGGAUGCGGGGCCUGCACCGUGAUGAUCUCCCGUCUGGAUCGUGACAGCAACCAGAUCAAGCACUUGGCAGUCAAUGCUUGCCUCACGCCGUUGUGUGCAAUGCAUGGCUGUGCUGUGACCACAGUGGAGGGCAUAGGCAGCACGCGGACUCGUCUGCAUCCGGCACAGGAGCGUCUGGCCAAGGCACAUGGCUCGCAAUGUGGCUUCUGUACGCCGGGAAUUGUGAUGUCCAUGUAUGCACUGUUGCGGAAUGCAGCACAGCCUUCGAUGCGCGACCUGGAGGUGGCAUUCCAGGGUAACUUGUGCCGCUGCACCGGUUACCGUCCCAUCCUGGAGGGCUACAAGACGUUCACCAAAGAAUUCGCAUGCGGAAUGGGUGACAAGUGUUGUCGUGUCAAUGGCAAAGGCUGUGCUGGUGGAGAUGAGCCCAAUACUGAUGACAAACUCUUUGAGCGCAGCGAGUUCCAGCCAUUCGAUCCCAGCCAGGAACCCAUCUUUCCACCGGAAUUGCAGUUGAAUGCAAAAUACGACGAGGAGAGCCUCAUCUUUCGCUCCGACCGUGUUGCCUGGUAUCGUCCAACGACGCUGCAGGAGUUGCUGCAGCUCAAGACUGAACAUCCGGCUGCCAAGCUCAUCGUGGGUAACACAGAGGUGGGCGUGGAGGUGAAAUUCAAGCACUUUCUCUAUCCCGUGCUCAUCAAUCCCAUCAGAGUGCCCGAGUUGUUGGAGGUGCGGGAAACGGAUGAGAGCAUUUAUUUCGGUGCCGCCGUUAGCCUGAUGGAUAUUGAUGCAUACCUGCGACGCCGCAUCGAGGAGCUGCCAGAGUACCAGACGCGCUUCUUCCAGAGCGCGGUGGACAUGUUGCACUACUUUGCCGGCAAACAGAUACGGAAUGUCGCCUGUCUUGGUGGCAAUAUCAUGACGGGCAGUCCGAUCUCAGACAUGAAUCCCGUGCUGACAGCAGCCGGUGCUCGUCUGGAAGUGGCCAGUCUCGACGCUGGCAAGCGAUCCGUCAACAUGGGCAGCGGCUUCUUUACUGGCUACCGCCGCAAUGUAAUCCAGCCGCAGGAGGUACUGCUGGGCAUACACUUCCAGAAGACAACGCCAGACCAGCAUUUUGUGGCCUUCAAGCAGGCGCGUAGACGGGAUGACGACAUUGCCAUCGUGAAUGCCGCUGUCAAUGUCCACUUUGAGCCGGACACCAAUGUGGUGCGCCGUAUUCACAUGGCCUUUGGUGGCAUGGCUCCCACCACGGUGCUGGCACCGAAAACCUCCGAGCUUGUAAUUGGACAAUCAUGGAAUCAGGCAUUGGUGGAGCAUGUCACGGAGAGCUUGUGCUCCGAAUUGCCAUUGGAUGCAUCGGCUCCGGGUGGCAUGAUAGCCUACCGACGUGCCCUGGUAGUCAGUCUAUUCUUUAAAUCCUACCUGGCAAUUAGCAGAAAGCUCUGCGAUGCCGGCAUCAUGCCGCCGGAUGCAGUGCCAAGGGCUGAGCUCAGUGGCGCCGAUGGAUUCCACACACCCGCUCUUCGGAGCGCCCAAUUGUUUGAGCGCGUCUCCAGCGAUCAGGCCAGUCAUGAUCCGGUUGGAAAGCCAAAGAUUCAUGCUGCAGCAUUGAAACAGGCCACGGGUGAGGCCAUCUAUACGGAUGAUAUUCCUCGCAUGGAUGGCGAGCUCUAUUUGGCAUUUGUGCUGAGCACCAAGGCACACGCCAAGUUAAUCAAUGUGGAUGCCACCGAAGCAUUGGCCAUGCCAGGAGUGCACGCCUUCUUCAGCGCCAAGGAUAUCACGGAGCACGAGAACGAGGUGGGUCCAGUGUUCCAUGAUGAGCACGUCUUCGCCGCCGGCUCAGUGCACUGCUAUGGACAGAUUAUAGGUGCGAUUGCCGCUGAUAACCAGACGCUGGCCCAACGAGCUGCUCGCCUGGUGCGUGUGGAGUACGAGGAGAUCAGUCCAGUCAUUGUCACCAUUGAGCAGGCUAUUGAGCACAGCUCGUACUAUCCCAACUUUCCGAAGUACAUUACCAAAGGUGAUGUUGAGCAGGCCUUUGCCGAGGCGGAUCACGUGCAUGAGGGCAGCUGCCGUAUGGGUGGCCAGGAGCAUUUCUAUCUGGAGACUCAUGCGGCCCUGGCUGUGCCCCGCGACACGGAUGAGCUCGAGCUCUUUUGCUCCACGCAACAUCCGUCGGAGGUGCAAAAACUGGUGUCCCAUGUCGUCUCCUUGCCCGCCCAUCGUGUUGUGUGCCGCGCCAAGCGUCUUGGUGGUGGCUUCGGUGGCAAGGAAUCACGUGGUAUCUCGGUAGCCUUGCCCGUAGCUCUGGCUGCCUAUCGACUACGUCGACCCGUACGCUGCAUGCUCGAUCGCGAUGAAGAUAUGCUCAUCACGGGCACACGUCAUCCCUUCCUCUUCAAGUACAAGGUGGGCUUCACCCGUGAGGGCCUCAUCACGGCCUGUGACAUUGAGAUGUACAACAACGCCGGAUGGUCUAUGGAUUUAUCCUUUUCGGUUCUGGAUCGUGCCAUGACGCAUUUUGAGAACUGUUAUCGCAUUCCCAAUGUGCGAGUCGCCGGUUGGGUGUGCAAGACCAAUCUUCCCUCGAAUACAGCAUUUCGUGGAUUUGGUGGCCCCCAGGGCAUGUUCGCGGGGGAGCACAUUAUUAGGGAUGUGGCGCGUAUUGUUGGCCGGGAUGUGCUGGAUGUGAUGCAGCUGAACUUUUACAAAACUGGUGACUACACACACUACAAUCAACAGCUGGAGCGAUUCCCCAUUGAGCGCUGCUUCCAGGACUGUAUUAAUCAGUCGCAAUACCACAAAAGAAAGGCGGAGAUUGUGAAAUUCAAUGAAGAGAAUCGAUGGCGCAAGCGUGGAAUUGGAUUGGUGCCCACCAAGUUUGGCGUUGCGUUUGGUGUCAUGCAUCUAAAUCAGGCAGGUGCCCUGAUCAACAUCUAUGCGGAUGGAUCGGUACUUUUAUCCCAUGGUGGUGUUGAAAUCGGUCAGGGCCUUAAUAUCAAGAUGAUCCAAUGUGCUGCACGGGCGCUGGGUAUUCCCAUUGAACUGAUUCACAUUUCGGAGACGGCAACGGAUAAAGUGCCAAAUACAUCACCAACGGCAGCCAGCGUGGGAUCAGAUCUGAACGGUAUGGCCGUGCUGGAUGCUUGUGAGAAGAUUAACAAGCGCCUGGUACCUAUUAAGGAGGCGCUUCCGUCUGGCACCUGGAAGGAUUGGAUCAACAAGGCAUAUUUUGAUCGUGUCAGUCUUUCGGCAACUGGUUUCUAUGCCAUCCCCAAUAUUGGUUACCAUCCAGAAACAAAUCCCAAUGCACGGCUCUACAACUAUUUCACAAACGGAGUGGGAAUAUCGGUUGUGGAGAUUGACUGCCUCACCGGGGAUCAUCAGGUGCUUAGCACAGACAUUGUAAUGGACAUUGGGUCCAGCAUCAAUCCGGCCAUUGACAUUGGUCAGAUCGAAGGCGCAUUUAUGCAGGGAUAUGGCCUAUUUACUCUGGAAGAACUCAUGUACUCGCCGCAAGGCAUGCUUUACUCUCGUGGACCGGGCAUGUAUAAGCUGCCCGGGUUUGCAGAUAUACCCGGCGAGUUUAACGUUAGUCUGCUGACCAAUGCACCCAAUCCUCGUGCAGUUUACUCCUCAAAGGCUGUUGGCGAACCUCCACUUUUCAUCGGAUGUUCCGUAUUUUUUGCUAUCAAAGAAGCCAUUGCAGCAGCUCGGACCGAGCAGAAACUAAGCGCGCAUUGUAAUCUUGAGGCGCCGGCAACAUCGGCCCGCAUCCGCAUGGCUUGCCAGGAUAAAUUCACCGAAUUGCUUGAUGUACCAGAAGCAGGCAGCUAUACACCAUGGAAUAUAGUGCCAUAAGAAUUGGGAAUACUAGAAGAAUUUGUUAUAUGAAAACACUUACAUGUACAGUAGAAAUCGAUUAUUAUUAUUAGUAAUUAUCAAUUCACAGUCCGCAGUUCAUUUCGACCAGAUCCCAAAUGUAUCUUAGGCCUAAUGUUUCUUAAAUACAAUCCUCUCUACCCAAUCCAAGUA
Molecule: messenger RNA, 4383 nt
Organism: Drosophila innubila
Lineage: Eukaryota; Metazoa; Arthropoda; Insecta; Diptera; Drosophilidae
Gene: ry
Product: xanthine dehydrogenase
Exons: 5
Coding region: 190-4209 (1339 amino acids)
Molecular function (GO): 2 iron, 2 sulfur cluster binding; FAD binding; iron ion binding
Source: RefSeq, a predicted model, not a curated record